Messenger RNA from Paramecium tetraurelia, 3281 nucleotides. RefSeq lists its product as uncharacterized. The transcript is spliced from 4 exons. Lineage: Eukaryota; Ciliophora; Oligohymenophorea; Peniculida; Parameciidae. Gene Ontology annotation, molecular function: phosphatidylinositol binding; guanyl-nucleotide exchange factor activity. The record is from RefSeq and is a predicted model, not a curated record.
AUGUAACAAUAUAUGUAUGGAAUUGAUUAAUUUUCAUUUUGUAAUCAAUAGUUCGAUGAUUGUCAAAGAGAGAGUGUUAUUAUUGGAGAAAUAAAAAAAAGAAAGAGAAGAAGCAGAACAAUCUGCUAAAAUUGCAAAAUCUAUGUAGGUUACUCAAGUACUACAGGAUUAACAAGUAAUAUAAAAGUAUAUCAUAUGCUUAAACUUAGUCAAUCAGGAUAGCAAGAGAUGGAUCAAUCUAUUCAAAUUAGUGGAGAAAAUGAUGUUAUAAGCACUUUUAAUAAGAUGCUUAAUGAAAAUCCUGAAGUGAGAGAUUAGAUUGAGGAAAAGUUAUAAAAAUAAAGUCAGAUGUAAACAACACUUGCGUAAGAUUCAGAUGAAGAAGUUGAGAAGAAUCAUUAAACGUUUUCGAAUGAAUUGAUUUCUUAAGUAAAUGAAAAAGAAUUACAAAGCGAAGACAGAAUUUAUGUCAGUAUGAUAACCAAUGAAUUAACUACCCAAAUUAAGAAAUCCCAAAGAUAAUCGAUGGAUUUAUAGUAGAUUAAUAUUCAUGAGCGGUCAGAAUCUAUUUUUAAUUCAAAACUGAUAAUCAACAAUUCAAACUAAUUAAUUUUAGUACGAGAUGACAAAUAUUACUUAUAAUAUCUGGAUAAGAUUCUAUUUAUUUAACGAUAUGUAAAGUUGAAAUAGGAGAGAGAAAAAAAGGAGAGAAUUGAAAAGGAACAAUAAUUGAUUGAAAAAAUGAAUAGAUAUAGAUUAAAUGUAUUGAAUGAGUUAAUCUAAACUGAAAUAAAGUAUGUCUCAGAUUUGGAGAUCUUGAACAUGAUUAAAAAGGAAUCAAUUGAAAAAUUUCCAAAUAAAGAAGCUGAUAUAAAAGUGAUGUUUCAUAUCUACGAGAUUCUCAAUUUUAAUACUGAAUUUUUGAGUGAACUACAAAAGAAUAACAAUCUUAAGGAUCCAAAUGCUGUCGUUAUGAAAUCCAUAGUUCCUCUACUAAAUGGAUUUAUUUUCUAUUAUGAAUAUUGUAAGGCUUAUGAACAAACCAGAAAAAUAACGAGUCAAUAUGAGGCUAUGCCUGCCUAUUAAUAAUUUCUCAAAGAAAUUAAGUUACAGAAUUUAUUAAAGGGUUAAACAUUAAAUGAUUACACAAUUAAACCUGUUUAACGAUUACCUAAAUACGCACUGCUCUUCAAAGAUUUAUUGAAACAUACAAUGCCUUCCCACCCUGAUUACUAAAAUGUGAAAUGUUGUCUCGAGACCAUUGAAAAGAUUAACGAUAAGAACAAUAGCGAGAUGGAUGUCUUUUUAAAAUAAGCAAAAUUAAUGGAAUUAUAUCACCAAUUUGGCAAUGUCUAAAACCUCUCUGUCUUUAAGCCUAACAUAUUUUUUAUUUUUGAAGACAUUUGUUCAAUCUAUACAAAGAAAAUUGAAUAAAGAAUCGUUAUCUACGCAUUUAAUAAUUUACUUUUAUUCGCUAAAAAAAACAAGUUAAAUGCCUUGAAGUACAAAUUCCAUAUUCCCAUAACUUAACAAUCUUAUAUAAAGGAUAUCAAGGACUCGUUGAUUCUAAAGAAUUCCUUUGAGUUUGUGACUAGAAAUGAGACUAUUCUGAUUGUAAAUGGGGAUAUUAAAACCAAAUUAAAACUUAUGUCGAAAAUUUAAAAUAUCAUAAAUUAAUAAAUUUAAUCAUUUGAAUAAAAAAUUGAUAAAAAGCAAGAGACUAAUUUUUGUGUUAAAGUAGAAAUUUUAGGAAUAGAAAAGAAUCCAAAAUUACAUAAGAAUGUUACAUUCUAUAAAUUUAACUUUACUAUUGAUAAUAUUCCAAUUGUAAGUUUAAUAAGAUUCAGUUAAGUUCUGAGUUUAUUAUAAGUUGUUAAUAAGUAUGAUAAUAAACUGAAAAUCCCAACAAUAACAAAGAGUUUAUAGGCAAAGAAUUAAAAAGUAAUAGAUGAAAGAAAGUUGAGGAUUGAGCAACUAUUGUAAAUUGUUCUCAAUUCUCCAUAGAUAAUGGAAAACGUUGAAUAUUAGAAAUAAGUCUUAGAGAUAUUGAAAAUUGAUCCUAAGUUCUAUAGUUUACCAGAACAAAAAAGAUUAAAACCUGAGUUAUUUUAGAAUAUGUCCAAAUUGAAAUAAAAUCAAAAGAACUCCUAUUUAGAAAUUCUGCAAGAAUUAUAGCAAAAAACUUUUAGUUAGAAGGUAAGUAAAGAUGAUUAACAAGUAAAGAUUGGAAUUGAAGCUCCCCAAUAACCUUAUUGUAUUGAAAUAACUUUAUUGACUGGAUAACACCUAUAGGUUGGAUUCAAAAAAAAUACAAUGACUUGGUUCAUAAAGAGUGCAGUUGCAAAUCACAUUAAUUUAAAAUAUUUUGUAGAUUUCAAAAUUUUCAUAGUGGAUACAGGAGGAAUCAUUCGAGUAAUAGAAGAUGAUGAGAAAAUAUCCUCGUUUUUGGACAAGAGUAAAUCAGGGUUUAUGUAAACGUUGAAAAAGAUGUUUAACAAUGGAACAAAAUUUCAAUUUAUGUUUAAAAAGUAUUUAUACUUACCUUAGAAGUAAGAGGAGCUUGAAUAUCGGCAGGAUGAAACUCGAUUGAAAUAUUUGAUGUUUGAAAUAGUGUUUCAAGCGAAAAAUCAAACAUUUCCUUUAAACUUCUUAGAUUUUUGUUUGAUGACUGCUUAUUAUUCAAUUGCAACCCUAUAAAAAAUUGACAAGAAUCUAUUGAAAAAAGCAAUUCCGAAUUCUGUUAUUAAAUAGCAUUCAGAAAAGCUGUGGUUUGAAUAGAUUUAAAGGGAAGCAGCAUUUAGAGAAAAGUAACUUUAGGAAUUUUCAACACAAUCAUAGUAGAUGUAACCAAAAUAAAAAAAUGGUUCUAUUUAGGGUUUGUCAUGCCUGUUGAUGGUAGCUUGCUUUUAGACUAAUAUGUUGUAUGGAAUGUAAUUAUUUUUUGUAGAAUGUUCAAAAGAAACCUAAUAACUAGUUUAGCAAAGCAAAUUUGGCAUUAAAUUGAGCACUCACGUUUUAAUAGGUUUGAAUUACAAUGGGUUUUACUUCUUAAAGCCAGAGAAUAGAGCGUUGAUAAUUAAAAUUGAUUAUAGCUUGGUUUCAGACAUUAAAUCGUUUCCGAUUGAGUUGACUUGCAAAAUCAAUAAUUGCAAUAUGAUUUUUAAAACUCAAACUCCUUAUGAAAUUAAACACUUAAUUUUAGAAUAUUAGGAAUUAAUUAAAAUUCUAAGUUCUUGAUAAUUAAUUAUAAUUAUUUUUAUAACAUUCAAUCUUUUAACGUA